CGUCUAGCUGAACCUGUCCCCCUGAAAUCGAUUGAGCAAUGGACACCAAUGCAGAGUCUGCGGAGAGCUCGUGCGACUCGAGUGCCCCGUCGGACAAUGGGGAGGAGGAACCUGACUCCGACGCAACCACUCUAGCUGACAUGCCCGAGGAGGCAGGCAAUCAGCCCGGCGACAUGGAGUUCAUCUCCAAGUGCGUGAAGUACAUGGAUAUGCUUGACGCGGCCCUGAGGGUGGCCUCUGUAGAUUUGCAAAGUUGCUUUGGGACUGCCCCCAUGUUAGUGGAUGGUGAUGCCCUCUUCAGAGAGGUCGGCUGGGACCCCUACACUGACUGGAGUUGUGGGGGGCAGCUGCUCCAUUGCGUGUACUUGGCCGAGAAGAUCUUUGCGGGACUGGUGGAGAGAGGUGUCCAGCUGCACCUCUUCUUCUUCGCUGCGGAGCUGAACUUCCUGGCGCCUCGCCAGCGCCUCUUGUGGCUGCUGCUCUGCGAGCACUUCCGCCGUGCAGAGGGCCAGGUGAAUGGGAUUCGGCACCACCUCUUUGAAGGGUCCUGGCUGGACAAUGGUGGCGCUCUGCUGAGUCUGGCAAGGGCAACCAACCCAUCCUGCGUUCUCACGGACUUUGCAAGGGCCGCGCCGCCACUGGGCGCAGAUGAUGUUACCCUCUCGGACCUGUCGCAAGUGAGGUCCUGCGGCUUCGUCCAUUGGCUCCACUGCAAGGAGCUGCGGGCAGUGGAUCUCGAAGGCCUCAAGACGGACGGGCCUCGGAUCCGCGCGUCCACCCUAGAGCUUCGCGUGCCUUUCUCUGUGCCCCUGCGCCUCCUGUCCAUCCGUUGCGCGAAUUCGACUCCGCCCGAAGCUUCGCUUUGCCUAGAGCCCGACGCCUCACUGCGAGUAUCCGUCGGGCUCCAUGCUCUGGGGUGCUUGUCACCCGGUCAGGCAAGCAACGAGGACCCGACGCGCGGCUUGUGCGCGGUCUUCUGCGCAUGCCUGGCGCUGAUGGAGGUUUUGCCUCUUGAGAUGCGCAGUGUGAGCAGAUUGCAGCCACUGCCAGACAGCCUGGGUUUCUUGAACUUUGUGAGCAGGCUGCAGGAGGGCAUGCAGCAAGCACUGGUGUGUCUAGGAAAGGCAGGUCCCGCCUGGGACAGAACGGCAGGUCCCGCCUGGGACAGCACGCUGGCCGACAUUUUUGAUGGCCGGCUGCUGUGGGCUUUGACCAGCAAAUGCGUACGGGGGACAAUCGUUUCUGGAGACGGCGACCUUACCUUAUCGUCACACUCGUUGGAAUUUACGGAGGGCCUUUGGCACAAGCUGCAUGCAGGCAACCUCAACGACGCCUUCCAAAGCUUGGAACACAGCGAGACUUUGCCCGACAAAUCACCGGCCAAGGCUACCGAGACCGACUCUGAGCCGCAGGUCGCGGAUUUGCUACCGGUUCCGUGGGUAUCGCAGGCUUUGGGGCAUGGCGCAACCUUUGCGUGCGGCUCCAACCCGCAGCGGCCGUUUGCGCCCCAUCAUUACCACAGCUGUGCGCCAUUGGAUGCCGCUGAGCCAGAUGCCUUUGCCACAGAGUCCUCUGCGCCUGUGCGGAAUCUUAGGGUCGAAAACGAAGGGCGGCUGCAGGACAUCCUGCAAACCUUGCAGCCGGAUUGCAGGGUGGAGUUUCCGCGCAAAGGCAAGAUGGAACGUUGGAUGCGUCAAAUUCGUGCGCGGGGAGUGGUGUUCACACUCGCCCACUUCACUGACCCAACCCGUGCCGACGCCCCUGUAACGAGUUUGAGUGCCCUGAAGGAGCUUUUGGGGCCUAUGCCCCGUUUCCCCAUUGUACUCAGCUUUCGCAUGGACAUGUCCGACCGGUACAAAGUGAAGAAAGCUCAGUUGGUGGCUGCACGCGACCAAAAGUUCCUGGAGUCCUUGUUGCAAGGCAGCCCUGCCCCGCGCCAGACCAUCUCUGAGAAGACGGCGCCUGCCCAGCUGCAGGCGCUGCGUGCUGCCGCCGAGGCUCGGCUCACUGAGCGCCCUGGCUUGGGAACGGCCCCCCGCGGGACGAAGCGGAUCGUCGGGUCCGUCGAGCGGGUUAAGCAGCAGGCCCUGGCGGCGCAGCAGAAGAAGAGCGCCAAGCAAAGCCUCGAGCAGGUGAAGAGCAUCAAGGAGCAGUUCAAGAACCUCUCAAGUGCCCUGAAAGCCAAGGAGGUCGCGACCUUGCUCAAGCGCCUGCGGCGCUGGUGGGAGGAGGACAGCAAAGACGCCUUCUUUGAGGCUGCGAAGCUGUGUACGAAGGCCUGCCCGGAGCUGGAUGAGAGCCUCCCCCAAGAGAAGUCCCGGCGUAAGCGCAGCUUCCAGAUGCUGCAAGAGGUUCUGAGGGCUUGCGGGGGCCCGGAGACCUUGCAGGGCACCGAACUCUUGGAGAAGUUGCAGAAGUUGGCGCAGAAGCAUUUGAAGAUGCCGGCUUUGGCCGUGGCCUUGGGGGCCUCCCCGAAGGCCCAAUCCAAGCGCACCCCGGCUUCCAUCUCCGGGGUCGAUCCGGAGGCUUGCGCUUUCCGGUUCCAGCUGCGUGCUUGCCCGGAGCACCUGGCCAGGCCGGUGGGCGCUGCAGACUCCCGAGUGCAGGGCUUCAAGCCGGACCUGUGGCAGUCGACCCUGCUGGACGUGGUGGAUGCGAACCAGUCCGCCCUGGUGCAAGCGCCCACGGCCUCGGGCAAAACCUUCAUCGGCUUCUACGCCAUGGAAAGGGUUUUGAGGCAAGGCGACGAGGGCGUUCUGGUCUACGUGUGCCCCACCAAGGCGCUGGCCAACCAGGUGCACGCGGAGAUCCAGGCUCGGUUCAGCAAGACCUACAAGGAUGGCCGACCCUUUUGCGGAAUCUUCACACGAGACAGCCGCAGCGAGCGCUGCCAGGAGUGUCAGAUCUUGGUGACGGUGCCUCAGUGCUUGAUCAUCUACAUGCUCAGCCCCACAGCCAAGGGCCACGGGUGGUUGGAGCGCUUGCAGUACGCCAUUGUUGACGAGGUGCAUUGUCUUGGCGGUGAGGAUGGCAGCGUAUGGGAGCAGGUGCUGUCCUUGUUGCCCUGUCCAGUGCUGGCCUUAUCCGCCACCCUAGGCCAAGGUGAGGCCUUCACUGCUUGGCUCAAGGAUUUGGAAGCCCAGCGUGGCAGGGACCUGCACGUGGUGAAGCACUUCGGCCGUUUCAACGACCUACAGACUUGGGUCUUCGAUGGCGAGGGCUUGCAGCAUCUCCACCCCUUCUUCGCCCUGCAGCCCUUGGUCUCGGCAGGGGCGCCCCGCCCCAACAGUCUCCACUUGAUCCCGGAGGAUGCGUUGCAGCUCUACGACGCCCUGGGCGCCCCGCAGGACCUGGCGCCCCAUGCCGUCUUUGACAAGGCCUGGGACCUGGGCAUGACGGAGGCGCGCGCCUGGGCAGAACGGGUGGCUGAACGCUUUGACCAGGCCAGCUGUCGCGAGCAGGUGGUGCAGGAGGUGGCCAAAGAGGCGGUGACCGCCUUCCAGCAGGUGGAUGCUGCUUUGAAAACCUCGGAGGAGUUCCAGUACUUGUUGGAGAACAUUGGUGCCCUGGUGCAGGAGCUGCAGACGGCAGACAUGUUGCCGGCCAUUUGCUUUCACAACGGCAGGCAAGGGUGCGAGAAGCUUGCGAUGAGGCUGGGCUUAGGCUUGGCAAACCAGGAGAAGAGAUGGCGAGAGGUCAACCAAGUCGAUGCAAAGCUGGAGCAGCUUAGAAAUCGCUUGGGUGCGGUGCAGGCCAGCCUUGCUCGGGUCGAGCAGCUUCAAGCAAGCGGGGAGGGAGGUACAAUCAAGGUCUCAGGGGGGGAGAUGGAUAUGAUUGAGAUGGAGAAGGGGAUCAUGAGCGAGAUUUAUCGUCUCCAAGCGAUUCCUCGGGAGUUCACCUGGACACCGGCUGGGCAGCAGCAACUCACCCCUUCUUAUGUGGAUGAAGAGCUUCCCCGGUUCCACCACUUUGACCACAGGAACCCCUUGCACCAACUCCUUCUACGUGGCAUCGGUGUGCACCACGCUGGCCUGGCAGCCCCGUACCGAAAGCUGGUGGAGCGCUUGUUCCGCAUGCAGCGCUUGGGCAUCGUGGUGUCCACCUCGACGUUGGCCUUGGGAAUCAACAUGCCGUCCAAGACCUCGGUGUUCGCCGGGGCCUCGGUCUAUUUGACCCCCAUGCAGUUCCAGCAGGAGGCGGGACGGGCAGGGCGCAGGGGCUUUGACCUCCGCGGGCACACAGUCUUCUUUGGUGUUCGGUCCAAGGAGGUGCAGCAACUGUUGGUGGGGGAGCUACCGGUGAUGCAGGGCAACGAGCCCCUGACCGCCUCACUGGCUUUGUGUCUUGCCACGAAGGCCCAAAUUCUGCCGACCACAGCCUCGGCUGUGGCAGGGGCAGCCGGCCGCGCGCUUUGCCCUUUCGCGUGCCAGGGGGCCAGCAGUCGGGCCCAGAGAGCCAACAUGUUGUGCUUUUUGAUGCGCCAGCUCUUCCACGAGGGCUUCCUGGGUGCCUCAGGGGUCACAGACUUUGCAGGCUUUGUGGCGCAUGUCUGGUGGCAGGAGCCAGGCAACUUUGCCUUCGUGGCCUUGCUGCAGGAGCGGGGACUACUGACAAAGCUUUGCCAGGGCCCUCGCGAACACUUGGUGGCGGUGCUGUGCCACUUCUUCAACCGGAAGCAAUUGGAGGGCUGGCAGUGCCGGAAGAAGACACGGCCCAAGACGUCUUUGGUGGUCCUGCCUCCGCUGCCUCCUGAGCUGCAGAUGUUGCUGCGCACCCACACACUGCGGACGUUGCAGUUGGCGGUGGCGCAGCUGCGAAUGGUGGUGCCGCAGCUGGGCCCCGGCGACACGCUGCCCCUGACCCGGGCCCGGCCCUGCGUCGUCGGAAGUGGUGCCAAAAGCGGUAACGACCUGCGCUCGCCCUUUGUGGCUUUGUCCCGGGGAGACGACGACUUCGGCAGCAUCUCGGAGUUGUGUGCGACGGCUCGAGAGGGCCUGCGUCUGGACCCCAGCAUGUUCCCUGCUGUGGAUGACACGGAUGAGCCGAUGCUGAAUGCAUACCUCCUGGACUUCUACCGUCAUGGCCAGCUACCUGCGCUGGUGAGACACAACAAGAUCCCGGAGACGGAUGUGUGGAAGCUGUUGGAAGAUUUUAUGUUUGUCCUCCGAGCUCUGGCUUCAGCUGCCAAGCAUCGCCACGCCAGGGCUCAGCAGAAGGGGAAUGCACUGGAGCUAGGAGAGACGGAUGUGGUGUCAACCUUCGCGACCAUCAGUGUGGAGUUUGAGUCGAUUUUCCGAGCCCGCGGUGGCCAGAACCACACAGCUUGAUUGUUUGAUCCAAGGCGCUUUGUCUUGGGGUCGUUUGCUCGCGCCGAAGGCGUUGCAGGCGAGGCUCAGAGCGUGGUUUGACCUCGGAGCCAUCAUGGCUCGCUUGGGUCGCAAGUUCCGAGAAGUUCUGGGCUCGGUUGCAGUGAUGGUCCUUGGGAGGCUGUUGGGGUGAUUGAUGUCUUCUCGCUUGCGUUCUUCUCUGAGCCGGAUUUUGUUUUGCGUCAUCCGGAACAGGCCCGCACUGACUUCAUUUGGAA
Messenger RNA from Effrenium voratum, 5584 nucleotides. The record is from the annotation of a GenBank genome assembly. Lineage: Eukaryota; Dinophyceae; Suessiales; Symbiodiniaceae.